GGCAAGUACUUGCCAAGAUGGCGGCGGUGAGGAGUGUUUUCCGAGUGCGUGGGUUGUUGCAGCACUGUUUGUACCGUAAUUCUGCGUCGUUUGCCGUUAGAAACGUGCAUGCUGGUUCCAACAAGAUACCGAGACAAGGCAGGCAAAUGAGUUCCCAGACCCUAGACCUUGAGGAAGACAAGCCACAGUUUCCUGGUUCCAGGUCAGAGUUCACCAAGAAGCUGGAGUUCAUCACCCCUGACGUGUACAAUGGCAUCCCUGUGUACAGAGUACUGGACAGACAAGGGAAGAUCAUUGAGGCUGACCAGGACCCAAAGUUGUCAAAGGAAGCAGUUUAUGACAUGUACCACAAGAUGACUCUGUUGAACACCAUGGACCGUAUCCUGUACGAGUCCCAGAGACAAGGGAGAAUCUCUUUCUACAUGACCAACUACGGGGAGGAGGCCACUCACAUGGGCAGUGCUGCGGCUCUUAACCCUGGGGACAUUGUGUUUGGACAGUAUAGGGAAGCAGGUGUGUUGAUGUACCGAGGGUUCACGCUGGACCAGUUCAUGAACCAGUGUUACGGUAAUGCCGAGGAUGCAGGAAGAGGCCGUCAGAUGCCUGUUCACUACGGGUCCAAGGACCUGAACUUUGUCACCAUUUCAUCACCACUAGGAACCCAGAUGCCCCAAGCAUCUGGAGCAGCCUAUGCGCUGAAGAGGUCUGGAAAGAGACUGUGUGUGAUCUGUUAUUUUGGGGACGGAGCUGCCAGUGAGGGAGACGCCCAUGCAGCCUUCAACUUUGCUGCGACUCUGGAAUGCCCUAUCAUCUUCUUCUGUCGGAACAAUGGAUACGCCAUCUCUACACCCACUUCUGAGCAGUACAGGGGGGAUGGGAUAGCUGCGAGAGGACCGAGUUACGGGAUGGCGACUCUGCGUGUGGACGGGAACGAUGCGUUUGCGGUGUACAAUGCCGUGAAAGCUGCUCGGGAACUCGCUGUGAAUGAAAACAGACCGGUUCUCAUAGAGGCCAUGACAUACAGGAUUGGUCACCACAGCACUAGUGAUGACAGCACAGCAUACAGGUCUGUUGAUGAGGUCAACUACUGGGAUAAGCAGGAUCACCCUAUUGGUCGGCUGCGACACUACAUGGUGAACCAGGGUUGGUGGGACAUGGAGAAGGAAAAAGCCUGGAUGAAACAGGCCAGGAAUGAGGUCAUGCAGGCAUUCCAGCGAGCUGAGAAGAAAAAGAAGCCCCCUCCUUCGGAGCUGUUUUAUGACACGUACAAGGAGAUGCCCCCCCACCUGCAGCAGCAGAGAGAGCAGAUGAGGACACACGUGGCACAGUACCCAGAGAACUACCCUCUGGACAACUUUGAAAAGGACAGGGACUAGGUGUAUUUAUACUGGGUGUUACAAUGUAUAUUAUGUAAAUCAAGGUUGCUUAGUGAGUUUCUCUAACUGGUGGUAGAGCCGGUGUCACACAGCAGAAAAAUAGCUCGCUCCACGAGUCUGCAAGUUCUCAAGGACAUUAUUAGCAGCAAUACCACCGCUGUUCACCAUUUUUAGGGCUCGCCCAAUGUCCAUAGGUCAUUGAGCCCUGUCCAAAGUGACAAGGUAGAUUUUCAGGCUAAAAUAAGCUUGGCUCUCUGACCAUUUUGAAAUUUGGUGUGAUGUUGUCAUAAAGGUUUAAACUAGGGUCAUGAUUUCCUAAGAACUAGUGGAUAGUGGGAAGAAUGAAAAUAUUUUGUAUAUGUAAACAAGCCUGAGAAUUCAGCCCUGGACUGUCCUUUUUUAGAAAUAAACCAUUCUAAUACUACUACUGCAGUUGAUUUUCUGACACCACUUGUCAGAGGAGAAUUAGCACAUUCCUGGAGAAAUUGUCAAUCCUGAUUGUGGACAUUUAGAAGUCUGGCCAUCAGCAGGCAGGGUAUUUAUGUACAUGUAUCAGCACUAGUGCUGUGUACCUAAACCCACAUUUAGGUUCAGGUCCGGAUUCAAGUCCAGAGGUUUAGGCCCAUGGCAUAUACAAAGUUGAAUGUUGGCAACCUUGCAAUGUUGUUUGGGCAAAACUUUGGCCACAUAACAUGGAGGCCAGUACUUGACAAUUCCCGAUGGCAAUGUUUUCUUCAUUUUGCAGCAAAGAUUUUGCAAUCCACAGAUGGUUUUAGGUGGUUUGGAAAGAAAAGGGGUAUGUGAAUGAUGUUUUAUGGUAAUAAGUCCGGACUCAGUUCUUGACUUUUAGGUUUUAGAACAUAAACAUUCUUACAAGUCCAGAUCCAAGUCCAGUGAACCGGUACACAGCACUAAUCAGCACUAUUGAGUGUCGAAAGUUUAUCCAGGCAAGUACUAUUGAGAUAGCCUGGGUGCCAUCUGGUUUGUAACGGCAGCCAAAUUUUUGGGGUUACCGUUACAA
Molecule: messenger RNA, 2397 nt
Organism: Branchiostoma belcheri (Belcher's lancelet)
Lineage: Eukaryota; Metazoa; Chordata; Leptocardii; Amphioxiformes; Branchiostomatidae
Product: 2-oxoisovalerate dehydrogenase subunit alpha, mitochondrial-like
Exons: 9
Coding region: 18-1376 (452 amino acids)
Biological process (GO): branched-chain amino acid catabolic process
Molecular function (GO): oxidoreductase activity, acting on the aldehyde or oxo group of donors, disulfide as acceptor
Source: RefSeq, a predicted model, not a curated record